AUGUUGGGCUCGGCCGCUCCUGCUGCUUCGGUCCAUACCUCGACGGCGACCUCCAACGCUACUUCUGCCUCGCUGCCCCGUCCGUCGCGCCUGCGAGGUCUGUCGUACCUGCGAUCCCUCCACUCCCACUCCCACCCCCACCCGGCUCGCUCAUCCUCGGACACUCCGCCGCUGUCACGCUCGACGUCCUAUCCUGCACCCGCCAAUGCUCCACCAGCCGGCACAACUCCGCAUCGCCCAACAAACGCGGGAGAGCGGGGUGCUAGCGGCCUUGGUAGCGGAAGCGGGUGUGGCCAGCCCGUCUCGCCCUCCCAGAACGGCGACGGCUGGAUACCUACCAUCCAAGGCAGGAGCGGCCUGAGCAGAGAGUCCCUGCACCCGACGUCGACCUCGACGGCCUCAGCUUCACCGGAGCCCAGCACUCCAGGCGUCAUGACUCUGACCAGGAGUCGCGCCGUCGGCAACCUGGCUCCUACGCCCACGCACACGCACACGCACACGCACACGCCCACGCCCACGUCCCCGCCUGCAAAUCACCCGCACGCUUCAUCGCAGCGCAGAGCCUCGUCCGCCGCCGACACGACUUCCACGCCGCGUGCCGACAUGCCAGAGCCGGGCUCCAGUCGCGACAACUUGCCCUCGAUCCGUUUCAUUCCACAUGUCGAGACGCGAUCGUCCCGACCGUCUCUGCAGUUCACUGCCCUCUCACGUACCUUGAAGACACCCACGCAAGUCGUCAAGGUAGGCAGGUACAGCGAAAGAGACCACCACACGGGAGACCCGGCCACUUUCCCGGUCGGCUUCAAGUCCAAGGUGGUCAGCAGAAGACACUGCGAAUUCUGGUGCACAGAAGGGCAGUGGUACAUCAAGGACGUCAAGUCGAGCUCCGGCACGUUCUUAAAUCACGUGCGGCUGUCGAGUCCCGGCCUCGAAAGUCGCCCUUAUCCCGUGAACGAUGGAGAUGUGGUGCAGCUGGGCAUCGAUUUCAAGGGAGGCGAAGAGGUCAUAUUCCGCUGCGUCAAGAUCCGCGUCGAGGUGAACCGCGGCUGGCAGAAGAGCUUGAACAGUUUCAACACUUCGGCUCACAAGCGACUGCUCAAGAGCGCAGUCGGGGCCAAGAAUCGAGACUCCGACGCCGGAAGCGUGAACAGCUCCGAGUGCUCCAUCUGCCUGAAUCCAGUCGCCCCAUGCCAGGCCUUGUUUGUGGCUCCCUGCAGCCAUGUAUGGCACUACAAAUGCAUACGGAACCUGAUACACAGCCCGCAGUGGCCCAACUUCCUGUGCCCGAACUGUCGCUUCAUGGCCGACCUGGAGGCCGAUGUCGAGCAGCCAGAGGACGAGGAUUGGGACGAAGAAUCACCCGAGGAGAUGGCGAGGUCACAAUCACACGCGCAAGGUGAGCCAAGUGGCUCGUCUGACGAGAGCGCUGAAGCUCAGCACAGUGACGAUGGCGAGCACAUACGCACGAACGCACUCCCGAGAAACAGCAGUCGCAACCGCAAUCAGCAGACAGACGAAGACCUGGCUGCGCUUAUGGGCCACACGGCGCUGGACACGCCGUCUCCAAUGCAUGAGAACCGACCGCCUCGGCUGAACCAUGGUGAAUCGUCAUCCAUUACACAGCCUAUCAACAUUGCGUCCAACGGAGGGUCGCGGACUACGAGUGACCCUAUCGGACCGAGGUCGAUGACUCCAACAUCACAUGCUCCAUUUGCUCUGGCUGCUGGUCCAAUUGUGGAGGGGCCUAUGACUCCGCGAAACGAUGCUGGACCGUUCAUUUUGGACGGCACCGCUGGGAGGGAGAGAAACGUGGCACCGCCGGUGCAGGAGGUCAGCGAGCCGGCGUCACUAGAAGAAAAAUCAUUGAGAAGGACAUAG
Molecule: messenger RNA, 1878 nt
Organism: Lecanosticta acicola
Lineage: Eukaryota; Fungi; Ascomycota; Dothideomycetes; Mycosphaerellales; Mycosphaerellaceae
Source: the annotation of a GenBank genome assembly